AUGCCAAAUUUCAUCUGCACUCAGAUUCCUGUUGAUAUGGAGUCUAUCUGUCCUCUAACCUACCAGAGGCAAGAACCUGGUUCUGGACAUUGGAGUGGACAUGUCAGUGAUGCCAAGGAGACCAUACUUCAUUUGCGGGAAGCCAUUGUGCAAGAGAAAGAGACUAUCCUUGACCAGCGUGAAACCAUAAGAGAGCUCACAGCUAAACUCAGUCUGUGUGAGAGCUUUAGACACUAUGACAGGGAACAUGAUCACAGAGGUGGAACUCACCCCAAGCAUGAGCGUGACCAUGACCAUGAUCUCAGAAAUGGACAUGGACAUGACCAUAGCCAUAACCAUGAACAUAGCCAUGAGCAUGGUCAUGAAUCUGAUCAUGAUGAGCAUGACCAUGACCAUGACCAUGAUCGCAGCCAUGGACAUGAAUCUGGUCAUGAUGAGCAUGACCAUGACCAUGAACACGGUCAUUUGGAGGAUCGGAAUGGACAUACCCCACACUACAGAGACAACGGAGCUAAACCUUCAGCAGCAGAAUACUCACUCCACCACAAAGAAACCAUUGGCAAACAUUCAGUAGCAGGAGACCAACGCUGGCAUACCCCAUAUCAUCAUUAUCAGACUCCAAGCAAGUACAUUAUGUCAGAUGAACAACGCAGGUAUGAGCCCCACCAUCAGGAACCUUCAAGCAAAUAUGUAGCAGCAGAAGAGAAAUACAGACAGUUUUCCAGCCAGCAGAAUUCUGGGCGCAGACACCUAAGUGCGGACUCACCAAUGUCCUCACCUAAUGACAUCUACCAGAUAACAGAGUCACUGCAACCUUUAAAGGAAAGGCUGGAAAGCCUAGAGAAUGCUCCAAACUCAUCUUUUGUUACAUCUUUUCGAGAGGCAUUGCAGAAGAGGAUCUUAGAACAGCAGAGCCAGCGAAAGGGGUUGCAGAAUGCCAACAGACAAGAUAUACAUGACUAUGAAACAGACUCUGAAGAAAUGGACAGUGUGCCCUUUAAUCAUACCAAUGCCAGUUAUAACAUGAGGAGUGAACAUCUUGAAGGCUAUGAUGGUCAGCAAGGGUACAAAGAAAAGAAUUUGAAGACCACUUUAGAUGAUCUACAAGAAGACAAUGGCCACGAACAUGAGGAGAAACACACAGAGACUUUUCAAGUUGGCUUUUCAUUGCGGACCAACUAUAUGUAUGCUAAGAUAAAGCAAAGUCUGCCACAUGAGGUGUUUGCUUUCACCAUCUGCAUGCAACUGAGAUCAAGCAGCUCUCCUGGUGUGGGCACCCCAUUUUCAUAUUCUGUUCCUGGACAAGCCAACGAGUUGGUGCUGAUGGAAUGGGGGAUGAAGCCUAUGGAACUUCUCAUCAAUGACAAGGCUGCCACACUUCCACUGUCUAUAAAUGAUGCCAAAUGGCAUCAUAUUUGUGUCACAUGGUCAACACGAGAUGGUACCUGGGAGGCUUACCAAGAUGGACUUAAGCGAGGCUCAGCAGAAAACCUUGCUGCCUGGCAUCCUGUCAAACCUGGAGGAAUGUUCAUCCUUGGCCAAGAACAGGAUGCCUUUGGAGGACGGUUUGAUGCCACCCAGGCCUUUGUGGGGGAAAUUGCAGACUUCAACAUGUGGGACAGAGUGCUUUCAGAGGGUGAAAUCUAUGACCUCAGCACCUGCUCUGGUCACAUGACUGGAAACUUGAUUGCUUGGACAGAGUCAGCAGUGGAGCUUUAUGGGGGUAUAAGCAGUCACCCCAUCAACAUAUGCCCCUGA
Protopterus annectens (West African lungfish) is the source of this 1758-nucleotide messenger RNA. RefSeq names its product neuronal pentraxin-1-like. The coding region runs from base 1 to 1758 and encodes 585 amino acids. The transcript is spliced from 5 exons. Lineage: Eukaryota; Metazoa; Chordata; Ceratodontiformes; Protopteridae. The record is from RefSeq and is a predicted model, not a curated record.